AUGGUCAAACCACCAAACCCCCAAUCCAUCCAGACGCGGAUCUCCCAUCUCAUCAACCACUGGCCCUCCGACCCCGUCCGCCCAUCCUCCGUCUCCGUGCAAACCUACCUUCGCUCCCGCCUCCCUCCCCAGUCCCAGUCCCAGUCCCCGAAUCAAUCACCGCAAUCGCAAGUACAGUCCUCCGCGCCUCAGGGUGGCGAAAUCUCAGAGUCCUCCCUCAACGCUCUGUCUUCAUUACUCGAGAACCGCUACGCCCGGCGGUAUCCGCUGUCGCCGAAGUUGCGGAGGCCUGCGAGUAACCCGGACCAUUACGAUAAUGUGAUCAAGGAGUUUGCGGAGGCGCCGUCGCGCGAUUGGCUGGGGCGAUUGGGGAAGAAGAUGAGGGGGCUUUUCAGGUUGAAGUGA
Molecule: messenger RNA, 405 nt
Organism: Aspergillus melleus
Lineage: Eukaryota; Fungi; Ascomycota; Eurotiomycetes; Eurotiales; Aspergillaceae
Product: ubiquinol-cytochrome c reductase complex assembly factor 2
Exons: 2
Coding region: 1-405 (134 amino acids)
Biological process (GO): mitochondrial respiratory chain complex III assembly
Cellular component (GO): mitochondrion; Cbp3p-Cbp6 complex
Molecular function (GO): ribosome binding
Source: RefSeq, a predicted model, not a curated record